AUGAGAUUUAGUAAAAGAGUUGGCAAUCAAUACUGGCAGUUAGUGAGCCUGACUAAUGAUCACACGUGUCGUAGGACUGCCAAGAAUAGACAAGCUAAAACCGAGUGGCUAGCUAAGAAGUUGAUACCAAUCCUUAGACAUACACCUGAGAUGAGGCCAAAAGGAUUGAUUGCAGAGUCAUUUGAGAAGUGGGGUGUGAAGCUCUCCUCUGCUCAAGCAUAUAUGGCCAAAACAAGGGCAUUAGAACUAAUUCAAGGUGCUGAGUCAGAGCAAUACUCUAAGUUGAGGAAUUAUGCUGAGGAACUGAGGAGAUCUAAUCCUAAUACUACAGUGAUGAUUAAGUGUGGUGUAUCUGAUAAAAGACCUGUUUUCGAGAGAAUAUAUGUGUGUCUUGAGGCGUGCAAAGCUGCAUUUUCUUAUACAUGCAGACCUUUAAUUGGUCUGGAUGCAUGUUUCUUGAAGGGUGAGUUUGGUGGUCAACUAAUGACAGCAGUAGGACAAGAUGGAAAUAAUCAGAUUUACCCGAUUGCUUAUGCUGUGGGGUUGGUACCAGCUAUUGCUGACUUGGGACCAAACGUAGAACAUAGGCUGUGUGUUAAACAUUUGUACGGAAAUUGGAAAAAGAAGUAUCCAGGCGGACACAUGAAAGAACUACUUUGGCAGGCAGCUAGGGCAACAGUUGUGCCGGAUUGGGAAAGGGCCAUGCAAAAGAUAAAGGAUAUAAAUGAGGAUGCAUGGAAAGACAUGAUGGAAAUAAGACCUUCGAUGUGGACAAGGUCUACAUACCGCACGGGAAGUCAUUGUGAUUUGCAGGUGAAUAACAUGUGUGAGGCGUUCAACAUGGCUAUAUUAGAGUAUAGAGACAAGCCGAUUAUUACAAAAACAAGUUUCAUGGCAACAUAUUCUUACAUUGUUCUACCAUCCAAUGGUCCAAGACUUUGGCCAACAGCUGAAGGGGAACCAAUUAAUCCACCAGUCAUGAGAAGAGCCCCCGGUAGACCCAAGAAGAAAAGAAACAAAGCUAAUGAUGAACCUAUUUCAAGCAACGUGUUGCCGAGGAAUUUGACAACAGUUAAAUGUAAAAGCUGUGGGAAUUUUGGGCACAAUUCAAGAACGUGCAAAGGAAAGACUGCGGCGGAUCGACAAUUGCCGAAAGGAAGUAACAAGACAAAGAAACAAAAGAAAACAUUAAACAAAGGAGGAAACAAGACCAAGAAACAAAAGAACGCAUCAACCACCGAAGCACCUACCCUUUUGACGCAAGGAUCUCAGGCGCCACAAACACAAGAAACAAGUAGUUAG
Messenger RNA from Vicia villosa (hairy vetch), 1302 nucleotides. RefSeq lists its product as uncharacterized. Lineage: Eukaryota; Viridiplantae; Streptophyta; Magnoliopsida; Fabales; Fabaceae. The transcript is spliced from 3 exons. The record is from RefSeq and is a predicted model, not a curated record. Bases 1 to 1302 code for a protein of 433 amino acids.